Messenger RNA from Diaporthe amygdali, 441 nucleotides. RefSeq lists its product as uncharacterized. The transcript has 2 exons. NCBI's taxonomy places the organism in Eukaryota, Fungi, Ascomycota, Sordariomycetes, Diaporthales, Diaporthaceae. Bases 1 to 441 code for a protein of 146 amino acids. The record is from RefSeq and is a predicted model, not a curated record.
AUGAAGUGCAACAUCCUCGUCGCUUUUCUGGCCACUGCUCUCCCUCGAGCGGUCCUUUCUGCCCCUGUCCCGGUCUCUGUGGAGAUCACAGGAUCUGACCGGUCUGACUACAACCGCUUUGCCGAAACCAUGGCUCGUGAUGAGUUCUCCACCGCUGGCCGCUCUGGCUAUAAUUCGGUGGAGGUGACCGCGCGUGACGCCACCACAGCCGCCGAGACUGACGGGCGCUCUGGCUACAAUUCCGUCGAAGUCGCAGCUCGUGGCAUCACCACGAAUGCUGAGACGGACGGAAGGUCUGGCUAUAAUUCCAUUGAGGUCGCAGAGCGCGACCUUGCCACAAACGCCGUGGCCGAUGGGCGUUCUGGCUACAAUUCGGUGGAAAUUGUCGAGAAGAAGGUCACGGCCGACGCGGAGACAGAUGGGCGGUCGGGCUACUACUAA